Messenger RNA from Protobothrops mucrosquamatus (brown spotted pit viper), 1205 nucleotides. RefSeq names its product protein kinase AMP-activated catalytic subunit alpha 1 (gene PRKAA1). The transcript is spliced from 5 exons. Gene Ontology annotation, molecular function: AMP-activated protein kinase activity; ATP binding. The coding region runs from base 16 to 1152 and encodes 378 amino acids. Gene Ontology annotation, cellular component: cytoplasm; centrosome. Lineage: Eukaryota; Metazoa; Chordata; Lepidosauria; Squamata; Viperidae. The record is from RefSeq and is a predicted model, not a curated record. Gene Ontology annotation, biological process: intracellular signal transduction; protein phosphorylation.
UCUCUUCUUGGAUAAAUGUAUAUAUGUAUGCUCAAAAUCAAAGCCCUGCUCUUCAGUGUUAAAGCUGCAAGGUUAUACGCAGGGCCAGAAGUAGAUAUCUGGAGCAGUGGUGUUAUUCUCUAUGCUUUAUUAUGUGGAACUCUUCCCUUUGAUGAUGAUCAUGUGCCAACACUUUUUAAGAAGAUAUGUGAUGGUAUCUUUUAUACGCCUCAGUACUUAAAUUCAGCAGUAAUUAGUCUCUUGAAACACAUGCUACAGGUGGAUCCUAUGAAGAGAGCUACAGUGAAAGACAUAAGGGAACACGAAUGGUUUAAGCAAGACCUCCCCAAGUACCUCUUUCCUGAAGAUCCUUCUUACAGUUCAACUAUGAUUGAUGAUGAAGCCUUAAAAGAAGUCUGUGAUAAGUUUGAAUGUACAGAGGAGGAAGUGCUAAGCUGCUUGUAUAAUCGCAAUCAUCAGGAUCCUUUAGCAGUUGCCUAUCACCUCAUUAUAGAUAACAGAAGAAUAAUGAAUGAAGCAAAAGACUUCUACUUAGCUACAAGCCCACCAGAUUCCUUUCUUGAUGACCAUUUUUCCCGACCUCACCCUGAAAGAGUGCCAUUUUUAGUUGCUGAAGUACCACGGUCACGCCACACACUUGAUGAGCUAAAUCCACAAAAGUCCAAACAUCAGGGGGUCAGAAGAGCUAAAUGGCAUUUAGGAAUACGGAGUCAGAGUCGGCCAAAUGACAUAAUGGCUGAAGUUUGUCGGGCAAUCAAGCAGUUGGGUUAUGAAUGGAAGGUUGUAAAUCCAUACUACUUGCGUGUUCGGAGAAAGAAUUCAGUAACAGGCACAUAUUCCAAAAUGAGCCUGCAAUUAUACCAGGUGGAUAGCAGGACUUAUCUACUGGACUUCCGUAGCAUUGAUGAUGAAAUCAUUGAAGGAAAAUCGGGGACUACCACUCCCCAAAGGUCAGGCUCUGUGACUAAUUAUAAAUCUGGUCAGAAGGACUCAGACAGCGAUGUUCCAGCAAAACCAUCUGAUGCAUCUCUUACCUCUUCAGUGACCUCUUCACUUGACUCUUCUACAACUGAAUUAACCCCAAGAUCAGGGAGUCACACAAUAGAAUUUUUUGAAAUGUGUGCAAAUCUUAUUAAAAUACUUGCACAAUGAUUUAUAAGGUUGGCUUUUUUUUACAGCAAUAAGCAUGCCGAAAAAGAAAAAAA